Diachasmimorpha longicaudata is the source of this 2057-nucleotide messenger RNA. RefSeq lists its product as uncharacterized. The coding region runs from base 114 to 1406 and encodes 430 amino acids. The transcript has 3 exons. Gene Ontology annotation, cellular component: nucleus. Gene Ontology annotation, molecular function: DNA binding. Lineage: Eukaryota; Metazoa; Arthropoda; Insecta; Hymenoptera; Braconidae. The record is from RefSeq and is a predicted model, not a curated record.
AUUCCGCUAAAAUUCCCAACGAAAACUCAGUAGUCCUUGUUCCCGCCAUUUUCACUGUUCUAUUGUAGUCCGAACUGAUCCCAUACGUCCACUUGGGACAGCGAUAUUUCACAAUGUCCUCACCUAAGCGACAAAAAAUCGUGGCCUAUACAGAGGAACAGCUUCAGCAAGCCCUUUCUGAAGUGAAGAAGAACAUGUCGAUACGUCACGCCGCUAGAAAAUUCCACAUUCCAUACUCUACAUUGCUGACCAAAGUGAAGAAACUUUCAAGUCCUAGGAUUCAUAAACGAGGUCAUGUGCGUAUUCUUAGCCAAGAACAUGAAGAACAAUUGGUGCAGGGAAUUCUUCACAGACGUAUCAAUGGUUUUCCUAUCACGAAACGCCAAAUCUAUGACAGUAUUACAGCGCUUUUCAAGGCUCUUAAAAUUAUCACAUGUUUCCCAGACAAUGGUCCAGGAGCGACCUGGUACAAAAGUUUUCGCAAGAGACAUAAACUCACUGAGACAACGUUGCAAAAUGUCGACACUUGUCGAAAGGCAGGAACUGAAGAGUCCCUGAAGAAUUGGUUCACAAAUGUGAAGAACUUUCUCGGUUGUCGUGGUCUACUGGACAUUGAUGCAUCUCGUGUGUUCAAUUGUGAUGAAGCAGGUUUCAUUCUUACCCCAAGACUAAAAAAGGGGUUGGUUCGUCGAAAAGAGAAGACUGAUUACAGUUUUAUCCCUGGUGAUGAAAACGAAUGUGUUGCUGCAAUGAUAUGCGGGAAUGCCGAAGGACAGUUGGCUCCACCCUUGGUAAUGCUUUCAUGUGCUCGGAUGUCUCAUACUCUUACUGAAUCAGUACCAGAAUUGUGGGCAAUAGGGAAAUCAGGAAAUGGUUGGGUAAAUAGCGACUCAUUCUUCACAUGGCUGACAGCUUACUUUCACCCUUGGUUGAAGAACAACAAUAUCAAGUUCCCCAUCGUUUUGUAUUUAGACGGAUACAGACCCUAUGUGACAUUGGAGGUCACUAAUUUCUGUGAAGCGAAUAGUAUAAUACUCGUAAAUCUCCAUCGCAAUACAGCACACCUCAUCCAGCCCUUUGAUGAUGGCAUUUUUAGACCAAUGAGACUUGCCUGGAAUGACGCAGUCUGUCAUUGGAAAAUGGAGAACAACGGAGAACGUCUGACCUUUGAAAAUUUUGCUCCAGUUCUGCAGAGGGCUAUCGAUUACUUGGAUUUGCAGCAACUCCUUCCUAGUGCUUUUAGAACAACAGGAUUAUGUCCUUUCUCACCUGAGGCUGUGGAUUAUCAGAAGUUUUUCAAGAAUUUAGCCGUCAGUGCUCCUGUUGAUGCUGGGGGCUAUCAAAGUACUCCUCCAUUUCCUGAGUAUGUUACAAUCUUCGAUGAAAACUUGGAAUGGAUCUUGUAGGGGUUUUUUGUAGAGUUAGAGAGAGGGAUCCUUAGACAGGAGAUGAAAAGUAUGAGAUUCUAUUCCAAAUAUGGCAGAAAUUGAGAAUGCGAGCAUCCAGAGAUCGCCCGAUUGACGCCGAUGAAACGGAGGCAGACGAGGAGCGACACAGUGGAUCGACAGUUGAUCCCAAAGUGUCGGAAUGAUUUUUUAUCGUUAUCGGUCUAUGUGCAAUUGCCGACUCGUUUUACCGAUUUUUUUGAAACAUUCCAAGGCUAGUUAAACUCAGAUCUCCGCAGUCAUUUACUUCGCCACACAUUAAAUACAUAUCAACAUCCAAGAAUUCAUUAAAUGUAAAAAAAUUAAGGAAUUUUUUACACUUCGUGAAAACUAGUCCACCGCUUGGGAAACUACUUCUGUGAUUUAUUUAUGAGGAGGAAAUGAUGAGGAAAGUAUCAAUCCUUUCCGAAAUUUAAUUUAUAUAAUAUUGACGAUACAUGAAUUUUUACGAAUUUCACUCUUGAAAUUGUUGGAAAAUUUUGCGACCAAAAAUAUUCAAAAGCAGCCCGUCCGGUUGGUAAAAUACCGAUUUGAGGGUUACAGCUCCUUUAAAGUUAUCAUGUUCAUUAUCAAAUUCAAUGUAUAAAAUAGUAAAACAAUUAUUUUUCGCAA